Messenger RNA from Fusarium musae, 333 nucleotides. RefSeq lists its product as uncharacterized. The record is from RefSeq and is a predicted model, not a curated record. NCBI's taxonomy places the organism in Eukaryota, Fungi, Ascomycota, Sordariomycetes, Hypocreales, Nectriaceae. The coding region runs from base 1 to 333 and encodes 110 amino acids. The transcript has 2 exons.
AUGGAUUUCGUCAAGAACCUCGCUGGUGGCAACAACAACGCCAACAACAACACCGAAGGCCAGCAAGCUCCUCCCGAGGCCGGCGGUAGCUUCAUGGACAAGGUUAACGGAAUGGCUGGCGGUGGCGCGCAGGGCGAGAAGGACGAGGAUGGUCUUGACAAGGCCGUCGACUUUGUGCAGGAAAAGUUCCUCGGCGGAGGUGACCAGAGCAACGAGAGCGCCGCUGAACAGGCCAAGGACGAGGCUAUUUCCGAUGCCAUUCGCGACCAGUACAAGAGCGCCACAGGCAGCGAAUUCCCCAUCUCCGACAAGGACAAGAAAUAUGGAGCUUAA